Triticum aestivum (bread wheat) is the source of this 1473-nucleotide messenger RNA. Its product is annotated as protein SSUH2 homolog. Lineage: Eukaryota; Viridiplantae; Streptophyta; Magnoliopsida; Poales; Poaceae. The record is from RefSeq and is a predicted model, not a curated record.
CCCAACUACUACCCCCCGGCGCCCAGUCCUCACCACGACGCCGUCUACCCGCCGUCCAUCCACAACGCCGUCCUCUCCCAAUCCCCGUCAACUGCUGCCACUCCUCCGCAUACGCAUGGUUUGGCGAUUGUUCCUCAAGGGCCGUACCCGUACGGCGGUGAUUACCAGCCUUCUCAGGGCGUCCGGAGGGAUGUACUGGAUGAGGUGGAGGUCCGGCAGAUGCUAAUCGAACAUGUUGGGCAUCGAUGUUGUUGGGGCAGCCGGCCUGCUCGGACAUGGAAAAUUACAUCCAUCAAGGACUGCUGUGACGUAUACGUUGGUACCUUGGAAACCUUCAUCGAGCAAAGAGACACCAUAUUUGAAAGGGAACCCUAUCAUGGUGGGGAAGUAGAUGGAAGAGACAAGGGUCCUGUCCUUGGUGUGUGGGAACUAGAUUUGAGGUCCGAGUUUCCUCCACUCUUUGUACCGGAGAAAGAAGUAAGGUUCAAGAUUCCUCAUUCAGAAUUCACUGAGAAGUGCUCAGAUUGCGAGGGUCGUGGGAAGGUACCAUGUCCUACUUGCAAUCCUGGUCGGCAGUACGGGUUUUACAUGGCAAAUCAAAUGACUCAGUGCAGUGUAUGUGAUGGCAGGGGUUCACUCGCUCAGCAAGAUGAAUCUGAUAAAGUAUGUUGGAUGUGCAAUGGUCAAGGAGUGUUGCCCUGCACAGAAUGUGGAUCCCGUGGCCUAGUAACAUGCCGGACAUGUAAUGGCUGCGGUUCCCUUCUUACACAAAGCAUUGCUCGCGUUCGAUGGGAGACGCUUACAGCGAGAAAAGUUAGUGCAACAGCAGAAACUGCUUCGGUCCCUGAUGAAGUUUUCCACAGAGCGCAAGGGGUGCAACUAUGCAACAUACAGGCAUACCAAUGCACUCCUGCUUUCUUUGCCGAUUCAUACCCACUCAACCAGUUGUCCUCGGAGGUUGUUGCUAGCCGGCUGCCAGUUCCACCAUCCGCAAUAGUCAUUUCGGAGAGACACAUCAUCUCGGUCGUGCCUGUAACCCGUGUCACAAUGUCGCACCGUAAGCGAUCUUUUAUCUUCUACGUCGUUGGCUACGGCAGGGAUGUUUUCGUGCGGAACUACCCUUCGAGGUUUUGCUGGGGCCUCUGUCGUUGCUUCGAAUGGUUGGGGAAUUAGUUGCAUUUUAUGCCAUGUGUGUGCCGCCUUCUUUUGGUGUCCAAUGUUCACAGUAUCAAAACUUGUGUGUACUGUACAACUGUAGAGAGGCAGUGUGGUUUCUGGUGUGUUACAGUAAAGAUGUGGUACGUUGUCUGUUGUUACAGUACAGAUACUGUAUGCACAUUUCGGACUUAUGGGUCAUGUCCAGCGCGGCUGUACUGAUUGUUCAGUGUGUAGAAAAUGAUUCACAUAUGGUUAUCAAAGAUAAUAAUGAGAUGUGCUCUCUUUUAGGGGGAGAGGGGUUCAUUACUGAAUCAA